AUGGAUAAUAUACCGUGAGUAUACUGUUUAUUUAUAUUAAUGUAUAAAGAGAAAAAAAUAAUGUAGCUAAUAAUUUAUAUUUGAUAAUUAUUAUGAAAUAUUCAUGAUUAUCAGUUUAUAUUUCAGGAAAUUGAGUGACUCUUCGACAUCCAGAACCAAUGAAAAAAAUAUUAAUUGUUAUACUGUUAAUGAGGUCAACAGAAUAUUAGAAGAAGGAUUAAAAUAUUUUCAGCUUCAUCCAGAAAAAAACAUUACUGACAGAUUAGCCGAUAAGUAUUACGAAGAUGGCAAUUUGUACUUUAAGAGCUGUAAAUAUGAACUAUCGAUAAUAUGCUUUCAAGAAGGCCUGAUGUUGGAUUUUCACAAUAAUCAGUUACGUACUAACAUGUGGAACAAUUUGUCUGCUGUAUAUUAUUUUUUAAAAAACUAUAGGUACAUCGAUAAAAUUAUAACCCAAGUCGUAGAUAAACAUGAGUUUUAUUUUCUACAUUUAUAACUAGAUCGAGUUUGGCAGCGGCUGAAGUAGCUCUUAUAUUAAUGCCAAGAGAUGAAACAGCAUUCUUAAGAAGUAUCAACAGUUGCAUUCAAAUGAAAGAUUUUGAUAAAUCAUUAUAUUAUUGUCAUAUGUAUUUAGGAGAUUUACCGAAAUCUAAGGUAUGAUAAAUUGUUUAUUAUUAAUUGUUUAUUAUGAGAUAGUAAUGUCGUUUAAUGUUGCAUAAUUAGAAAAUUGAGAUGGAAAAAUCUUUAGUUAUGAAUAUUGAGGAUCAAAGAAUACUGAAAGAAAUAAAUGAAAGAAAAUUGUAUGUAGUCGGCCAAAAAAGUAAUUAUAUAUUAUAAUAUGUUUAAUGAUUUUUUUUUCUAAAAACCAUUUGUCUGUCUAUAAAUUAGUUGGUGAUAAAAUCGGAGACAUAAACAUUUUAAAUACUGAUGACCCCGAUGUAUCCCCACGAGUACAUUUAACAGAAAGUCAACGACUCGUAUGGUCAGUUCUAUUUUCGUGUCCGGAGCGUAAUACAUCUAUUGUUGUACCAAAUUUUCAUGAAGAUGAUACGUUAGUAUAUAUUUAUUUGCUUCCGAACACUUCUUAAGUGUAUUUUUUUUUUUUCGAUUUUUUAAAUAUUAUUUUAUAAAUCCUUAUUAUUUUUUUAGGUUCUACAAGCUGUUAGUCGACAUAUUUUCUGAAAGAGCACCGUGGGAUGAUGAAGGUAAAUACACAGCAGACACUAUAAAUAUUUAUAGUGAAAUUCCAGUCAACACUACGACCAGAGUUCUAAAGAGAGUAUAUCCAGAGAACACAUUGUCAAAUGUAUUGACAUUGUUCAGGUAAUCAAAUUGUUACUUAUGUUUUAAAUUUUUCUUGUUCAUGUUCUUCUCUCUUCCCUCAAUAAGUAGCAAUUUCUAUAACUAUAUUCUUUAAUGCUUUGUUGUCGCAAACAAAUUAGCAUUUGUUUCAUACACAAAGGUCCAUUCGUUGGAUUUAAAAUGUACAUAAUUUCAAUUUUAUUGUUUUUAGGUGUCCAAUAAAGUAUGGUAUACCAACGUUUAUAAUUGUUCUUUCCGGAGGAAAAUAUGAAAAUGAAAAUUUAGAAGAUUAUGUCAAGUAUGUUUUAAAAGUGUUUUAUCAAAAUUUUAAUUGA
Molecule: messenger RNA, 1637 nt
Organism: Cinara cedri
Lineage: Eukaryota; Metazoa; Arthropoda; Insecta; Hemiptera; Aphididae
Source: the annotation of a GenBank genome assembly